CAAAAGGUCAAAUACCUACACAUAAGUUACAUACAACACCAAGAUAACAACCGCAACCAAUUUAAAAUCAACUUUUAAAAUCAAAUUAUCGUUUCGUCUGUCAUUUAUUUCAAAUUUCAAUCGAAAAAAUCAAAAUGAAAAAUAAGAAUCAAAAUGAAAAGCCGGCCAAGAACACGCAAAUGUCACAAUCAUCAUCAUCAUAUUCAAAUUUGAUGCUCAUUUCCUCCUUAAUGGCUGUGAUUGUGGGUCUGGCUUCAUGCUACAUAUUCUAUUACCUCACAACACCCCCGGAAAUGCCUAACCUUGACCCUAACUAUUGGUGGGGCUCGUACCCGAUGGAGCCUGCAGUGGAUCAAUCAAUCAGGCCCUUUGAAAUUGAGUUUUCCGAUGUGAUCGUAAACGACCUCCGGGAACGUCUGCUCCACCAACGUCCAUUCACCCCUCCACUGGAGAACACAGGCUUCUCAUACGGGUUUAACACACACUUCCUCCAACAAGUGCUGGACUAUUGGAAGAACAGCUACGACUUUAAGCAGAGGGAGGCAUUUUUAAACAGAUACAAUCACUUCAAGACCAAUAUACAGGGGCUGGAUAUACAUUUUAUGAGAGUGACGCCCAAGGUUGAGGACGGAAUCACAGUAGUCCCGCUUCUCCUGCUGCACGGCUGGCCGAGUUCGUUCAGGGAGUUCUACGAGCUGAUACCAAGACUGACCGCGCCGCGCCCCGGACACAACUUCGUGUUCGAAUGCAUCGUACCAAGCUUGCCUGGAUUCGGAUACUCACAGGGCCCAUCUCGUCCCGGACUCGGCACGCCAGAAGCGGCGGUGAUCAUGCACAAUCUGAUGACUCGCCUGGGCUUCAAAGAAUACUACGUGCACGGGAGCAACGUGGGGCAGCGGGUGGGCGCCGCGCUGGCGACCAUGUACCCGCGACACGUGCUCGGCUUCCACACCAACACGCCAUUCAUCACACACCGCGCGCACGUGCUAGCUUUAAUACUCGCGCCCAUCCUGCCCAGCCUGGUGGUGGAGCCAGAGUUAGCAGACCGCAUGCUCCCUGUGUCAGACCACAUGGACUUCCUCAUUCAGGAGACGGGCUACUACCACAUACAAGCCACCAAGCCUGAUACUAUUGGCGUAGCCCUCACUGACUCGCCAGCCGGGCUAGCAGCGUACAUCCUCGAGAAGUUCUCGACGUGGACCAACAAAGACUACCGGCAGGCGUCCGACGGGAACCUGUUAGCGAAGUUCACCCUCACCCACCUCCUGGACAACGUGAUGAUAUACUGGGCCAGCAACAGUAUCACCACCUCAAUGCGGAUUCAUGCUGAGAGUGCGCGGGAGAAAUACUCGAUGGAUGAAAUCCCAACCGAAGUCCCGACGGCCUUCAUAAAAUUCCGCCACAACCUAAUCUUCCAACCCGACUGGGUGCUACGGUUGAAGUUCAAGACCCUCCUACAGUCGACCGCGGUGGAGGACGGCGGCCAUUUUGCCGCGCUCGAGAUGCCCGAUGUAAUGGCCGACGAUAUCUUCCAAGCUGUCAAUAAGUUCUUGGAAUUGCAUAACAAAGAUACGAAACCUCAAGAAAAUGUGCCAAAAGUGAAUCACGAGACAGCCAAAACCAUCUACGAGUUCACUGUCAAUGAUAUCAACGGAAGGGAAGUUAAGCUAGACAGAUACAAGGGCCACGUUACUUUAAUAGUCAAUGUCGCAUCGCAAUGUGGACUCACAGACACAAACUACAAGCAACUGAACGAACUGUACGACAAAUACGGCAAAUCCAGGGGUCUGCGUAUACUGGCGUUCCCUUGCAACCAAUUCGGUGGCCAAGAACCGGGGAGCCCUCAGGAAAUAUUCAAGUUUACAAAAGACAGAGGCGUCAAAUUCGAUUUAUUCGAAAAAGUGGAAGUGAAUGGAGACACUGCACACCCUUUGUGGAAAUUCCUGAAGCGUACUCAAGGUGGAACUAUCGGAGACUUUAUCAAGUGGAACUUCUCCAAAUUUAUUAUUGACAAAAACGGUGUACCAGUUGAAAGACUUGGACCUAAUGUGAACCCAUUGGAUUUGGAGCCGUAUUUGGCUAAGUACUGGUAAGCAAAACUAUAUUAGGGUUUUUAUAUCUACAUGUCUAUUUAUAGCUCACGAAAUGUGAUCAGUAGAUUAUAGAAUAGUGUUCGUUUUAAAUACUACCAAAGCACUACAGAGCUCUAUAUUAUAUCCUCUACAAUAAGGGUCACCAAUUGGCGGACCGCGGAUCUAUUUUAUGCGGACCCAAGAAAAAAUAAAAAUCUGCGGUAAUUCAAUGUAGCCAGCGCUUUGUUUUAUCUGUCGCUCAUCGGAUACCCACGUAACAACGGACGGAAGACGUGAGCGAGUCAACAGUGAGGUUUGAAAAGGCCACAUUAACAUUUGUUUGCAUUGCGCACUUUUAUAUGCGCAAAUGUCAAAUUGCAAUAUUGUUUUCUUAGAUGAAUUGCUCCGAUGUGAUAGUUUUGAAUUUGUCAUUAUAAAUAUUGGGUACUGGUCAUCAUCUACCGGAAAGACAGCGACAGAUGUAGGUACAUUAAUUUUUAAACGGACGCGCUAUUAAACUGGUGAAAUGUAAAUGUGGGAACCCAUAAUUUCCACAUUGUUUAAUAUGUAGCAUAAAAUACUUAAGAAAAUUCUGUGAUGUUAACAAUUGUUAGUAAAACUUAGUUCUUGGUAACAAUUGUUUGAAAGUUUACAUUUCUAGGACAAUUAUGUCAUAAAUAUAGUUAUAAGAAUUAAAGACUCAAAUCAA
Molecule: messenger RNA, 2781 nt
Organism: Pectinophora gossypiella (pink bollworm)
Lineage: Eukaryota; Metazoa; Arthropoda; Insecta; Lepidoptera; Gelechiidae
Gene: Jheh-lp3
Product: juvenile hormone epoxide hydrolase-like
Exons: 10
Coding region: 135-2093 (652 amino acids)
Biological process (GO): epoxide metabolic process; response to oxidative stress
Molecular function (GO): glutathione peroxidase activity; epoxide hydrolase activity
Source: RefSeq, a predicted model, not a curated record